Molecule: messenger RNA, 10123 nt
Organism: Eupeodes corollae
Lineage: Eukaryota; Metazoa; Arthropoda; Insecta; Diptera; Syrphidae
Product: mitogen-activated protein kinase kinase kinase-like
Exons: 8
Coding region: 456-4190 (1244 amino acids)
Biological process (GO): protein phosphorylation
Molecular function (GO): JUN kinase kinase kinase activity; protein binding; ATP binding
Source: RefSeq, a predicted model, not a curated record
UGGCCGAUUAGAAUUAAUUCCUGAAGAAAAAAAAUCGCGAAUGAUGUUGUCUUGCGAUUGAAAAUCUACAAAACAUCUUCUUAUCCAAACGAAUUUAUCCGAAUUGAAUUCUAAAGUUCGAAAAGUUUCUCUCCAUCUGAGUUAAUUUACCCAAAAUACUGCGUAUUAAUGCAGAAAAGUAAAUCAUGCCUUGUGGUGGAGAUGGAGACAGAGUGAACUGCCUUUGCCAAGUGCUCUAGCGAUAGCGAAUUUAUACAAAAAGAAAAAGAACUUAACGCAUUGCAAAAAAAAAUUUAAUGUUUUUUUUUCAAUCGCAGUCUCAAUCUAUAGAUUAAUAAGCUCGAAGUGAAACGAAUUAACUGAAGGCAGUGUUAGAUUUUUUUAAAAUAAACGCUUGAGAGCUGCGGACGCGGAGAAGUGUAGAUGUUUCGGCAAAUCUGACCAAACUUCCUCGAAUGCCACCGCUAAUCCUAUUCAACGAUCAUUGUUCGAGUGGACAAAAAAACCCAACAUUGCUGAAUGGGACACAGCAACGAGGUGCAACAACAGCUUCUCAAUCGGAUAUUACAAUUGUAGCGCCACAAAUUCAUCAGCAAAAAAUGAUUUCAAUUCGUGAAGAACUGCAGGAUUCGGCUAGUAUGUCAGCUCCGGGGGCUCCGAUGACUGCUGAAAAUGGUGCAGUUCCUGAUGGGACACUCUGGACUGCUCUGUACGACUACGAAGCCCAAGGUGAAGACGAAUUGUCCCUCAACCGAGGGCAAAUUGUUUGUGUUCUGUCGAUGGAUAGCAAUAUUUCCGGUGACGAAGGCUGGUGGACGGGAAAAAUUGGUGAUAAGGUUGGAAUAUUUCCUUCAAAUUUUGUCACAAACGAAGAUCCAAUGCUAAUAAAUGCGCCCUCAAGCAUUGGUGAAAUUCAACCCCUUGAAAUUGCAUACGAAGAAUUAGACGUUCAAGAAGUUAUCGGAGUUGGAGGUUUUUGUAAAGUUCAUCGUGGAUUUUAUGGCCAUGAAGAAGUUGCAGUUAAAGCUGCUCGCCAAGGACCAGACGAAGAUAUAGAAAUAACAAGAGAAAAUGUUCUACAAGAAGCAAAGCUUUUCUGGGCUUUAAAACAUGAAAACAUUGUUGCAUUGCGUGGAGUAUGUCUGAAACCACCAAAACUAUGCCUUGUUAUGGAAUACGCUAGAGGUGGUUCGUUAAAUCGUAUUUUAGCUGGCCGAAAGAUUCCUCCACAUGUUCUUGUGAAUUGGGCAAUCCAAAUUGCUUGCGGCAUGAAUUACCUUCACAACGAAGCUCCACUUUCCAUUAUUCAUCGUGAUUUAAAAAGUUCCAAUGUUUUGAUAUUCGAAGCAAUCGAAGGUGAUAACCUUGAAAACAAAACUCUGAAAAUCACUGAUUUCGGUCUAGCUCGUGAACUUUACAACACAACAAGAAUGUCGGCAGCUGGAACAUAUGCAUGGAUGCCUCCUGAAGUAAUCAUACGUGGUAUUUAUUCCAAAUCUUCUGAUGUUUGGAGCUAUGGUGUCCUGUUAUGGGAAUUAAUAACAGGUGAAACACCAUACAAAGGUUUCGAUUCCUUAUCUGUGGCUUAUGGUGUUGCUGUUAAUACAUUAGCUCUGCCGAUACCAAAAACCUGUCCGGAAGCAUGGGGAAAACUUAUGAAAAGUUGUUGGGAGAAUGACCCACAUAAAAGGCCUGGUUUUAAAGAUAUUCUUAUGAAGCUUGAAGAUAUCGCACGAUCUGGUUUCACACAAACGCCACAAGAAUCCUUCCACACCAUGCAAGAUGGUUGGAAGAAAGAAAUCGCCGAAGUUCUCUAUGAAUUGCGCAUGAAAGAAAAGGAAUUGCGCUACAAAGAAGCAGAACUUUUACGCGUUCAAAUGCAACAACUUGAACAAGCCAAAGAUUUACAACUACGCGAACAAGAGUUAAUGGCACGUGAGCUAGAGUUGAUUGGACGCGAAUUAAUAGUCCUACAAAACACUCCAGUGCCAAAGAUACGAAAAGGUCGCUUCAAAAAGCUUAAGCUUUUGAAACGCGAACCCGCUCAAAUAUCACUUCCCAUUGAUUUUCGACAUACGAUAACGACGAUACGAGAUAAGUCGCGAGCUCGAACAGACACGCCCCCUGGAUCGCCGGCGAUAUCAGGUCUUAGGAUAGUUGCACUUCCGGAUGGAUUUAAAGGCAAAACAUGGGGUCCAUCUACAGUUCAUCAACGUGAAAGGCGCCAAUUACAAUUGCCGCCAUCACUUAGCUCUACGGAGUGGGAACCAGCCUCCCACUUUAGUAAGAGUGCUCCUAAUUUGGAUAAAUCACGAAUAGCAUUCCCCCAGCAACCACCAGGCACACAAUCAGCAAUAGCUGCAACAACGUCGGCCAUGAUAGCCGGCAACACAAUUGGUUAUAUUCCACAAGGUAUUCCAAUAUCAUCAACCAAAUUUCAACACUAUACAAUUGCUAAUAACAAGAAUAAUAAUAAUCAUGCCAUCAGCAACAUCAACAUGAGUAGUUUAAGUAUUUACAGUGGCAAUAAUUUAAUUAAUAGUAAUAAUCAUAAUAAUAAUAAUAAAUUAAGUAACAAUAGUAUUAGAAAAAGUAAAAAGAAAUCAUCAACGGCUGCCAGUACGAUAACACCUCCUCGUCGUGGUAGCAGUAGUAACAAUAACAGCAUCCAAAUGGCCAAGAGCCAAGAAGUAGAAUCCCUUAGAAAUGCAAAAUCCUCAGCACAAAUUCCUUUUAGUUAUAGUUUUAAUAAUUCCCUUGGUGGUAGUUGCAGUAGUGGGGGUACUGUCUUCGGCGGAAACGCAAAUAGUAAUCGUCAUACGCAUCAGUUAUCAAUUACAUCUAAUAACGAUCAAAUAAAUAAUGGAAGCGGUGGUGGUGGUGGAGUUAGUAGCAUACCAAUGCCAAUGACGACUUACGAGAACGACGACGACGAUGAUGAUGAUGAAAGCGAAAAACCAACUGGUUGUUUCAAUCUUCGCCGAAUGGCAAACACUCAAAACUCCUCGACAUCGACAUCUACAUCGACAUCCACUAUCAAACCUAGCAACCAAAUUUACCCCGUCGGGGGGCACAAAAAACAUAGUCUAGACAGUAAGAUCCCCUCUCUGGUUCAAACGCAACGAGAGUGCUCCAGUUCAAUAGUGGUUACUACGAUUGACAAUGUCACUUAUGAUCGUGUGUUCUACAAAGCCAUGCAAAAAAGUCUCGAUGAGAUAUUUUCAACGCCUUGUGAUAUUGCAACGAUUUCAUCUGCCAAUCGUCACGUUUGGAACCAUCCCGAAAAGGCUAGUUCCAAAUCAAGUGGCGAUCUUACUAUGUAUAGUUUUGAUUCUGCUAGCCAACAGGGGCCCCCUCCGAAUGACACUGAAAUACGUUCUGGUUCACAGUUUCCACGACAUUGUUUCUUUAGGCAGGAAUCGCAUUCUCUAAACGGCAAUGGCAAAGUGGCAAUGAUAUCGAAGAGCUCCAGCAGCAGCAGUCGCAGUAGUAGUCGCAGCGAAGUAGAUCAAUUCAGUGAGAGUUUCAACUCAUCAUCCUAUCAGCCAUGCAUCCAUGCGACCAACUGCGAUUAUUCCUCUUCGGCCGAUGUGUCACGAAAAAGUUCAAUGGUUACAUUUCAAUGUGCUAAAACAACCGAUGAACUUAGCUCAUCUUCCAAUCAAGACCAAGACUGUUUCUAUCAAGAAAGUUAUAAUUCUUUUAGUUUUACAACAAAUUACAGCGACGAAGUGCCCGAUGAAAAUGGAGACGAUAUUGUUGCUCAGCCAUCCAAUACCUCGGAUUUUAUUCUACCGAAUUCGGUUAUGGCCUCGAGAAAAUUGAAAGACAUUCAACCAGAUGCUGAAGUUAUAAAAUACAAUAAUUCAUCGCAUUUGCAUUUGAGUAAACAGGGAAAAAAGAAAAAGACUGUUAUUAGCGGGGGAAAGCUGAAAAACUUGAUAAGUUUCUUUAGUUUUGGUACAUUGAAGAGAAAUUCAAAAAAGAAACUUGUCCAGACUUCAGGAAGUUCGGCUUAUACUUUGUUAAAAAAUAAUUCCGAGCUAAACGGCGUUGAGAGUGAAGAGAAUGCGAUGGCAAAUAGUGCCCCACAAAUUGAAGAGAAUGAUGUAAAAAUUAAGAAUGCAAUGGAAGGUCUUAAAAAGGAAGUUGUUAUUAAUAAUGAAAAUAUCAAAGUUGCAAAAGAUUAAGUUUUUGAAGUCAAGCUCAUUUUGAAGAAUUGAACUGUUGCUUUUCCUUCUUCUUUUAAAAAUAUUAAAAUUAAAAGCCCAUCAAAUUGAGCCUAUUUUCCUAAAAGUGUUGAUAAAAAAGGAAGUGAAAUAAUUAUUUGGGAUCGUCAUUCAAAAUAUGGACAGGUUUCUAACGAAUUUGAAUAAGAUAAAUAAAUAUACACUAAGUCCAAAAAGUCUCCGUACAUCAGCCUAAAUUAAGUGUUUUUUUUUGAAAAAUAGUACUAUCAAUAAAUGUUAAAACCAAAGUGAUUUAUUGAAAAAAAUUUAGUUUCCACCUUAACUUUAUUAUCAAAUUUUGUGAUUGUGAUUUUCAAAAUUCUUGUUUUUGGUAUAUUGUUAUAGAAAUCAAUAAAAAGAAAGCUGUUAUACAGGGACUUUUUAGACUUUUUGUAUUUCAUUUCGAUUUCAAAACGAUUGUGGCUGAAGUGGGGUAAAAGAUGAUUUUUUCAAGCCUUAAAAUUUAUUGAUCGUUAAAAAGAAUUGUUGGACUGUUGUGUUAAAUAAAUUCAUGAAUUUAGAAAACUCAUUCAUUAAAAAUGUUCAGAAAGUUGGCUUUAUAAAUGUGAGCGUUUGGGACACAUAAAUUGUAGAAAAUUGAUAAAGUUCAGUUUAAGACCUAACAGUUUACAAAUAAGUACAAAACAUUUAUAGGCAAUAUUAUCAAAAUUUUUGGAAUGCUUCUCCAAUUUACGAGUACGUAUUGCUUCUUUGCACUUCAACUUCAAACCCUUAUUUGAAACCCAUCGCAAAGACGAUUUAGAUUAUUUACAAAGGUCGUAACACCGGGUUGUAUUAUAAAGUUAAUUAGUCGCCAUGAACGAAUUUUCGAUCAAAACAAACAAACAUUUUAUAAGAACGGGUGAACACAACUUCUUCACUCAAACCUGAUCGCCGAAGGUCAGUCAGACUCUUGAAGACGUUGAAAAAGUGAGCUGUGUUGUCAAGUCCUGGCACAUCACAGUCUGUAACGUCUAGUAUCUUUUUUUAUAUGAAUCCACUCAUUCCCACUUGGUUUAAACGAAACAGUGCAACUAUGAAUAUUCCGACAUUGUUUUGGCAAAACUGCGACAGAAGUUUCCAGGGUAAUUUUGCCUGCAAGAUUUUUUUUUAUGGGAAAUCUUAAAUUUUUAAAUUCUUAAGCAAAUUAUACGUUGAGAAAGGAGCCUUUAAAACAUUGAUUACCAACGCAAUUUUACGAAAAAUAUUAGAGAAAUGUUUAGAAAUUUUGUCUGAACGAUGUGUAAAGUGUAAAAUCCGUUGCAGUGAUAUACAUUUUUAUGACUUGAUUAUCAGCUAGGCUCCCAAAAUGGAGUGAAAUGAAAUCGAAAUCUGGGGCCUUACUAUGUACAGUGUUGUUCAAAACAUUUGCAAAUUUUUGUAUUGUAAUUGAACUAAGUUAUCAACUCAGACUUAUGCAAAACAAUGAUUUGUUUGUAUGAUUUGGACACUUUAUUUAUUAGGAAAAUUCAAAUAAAUAUAUUUUUAAAAUGCUUCGAUAGUUAAUUUGUUAGUAUGUUUAUUAUAUUUAUUUCCACCCAUAUUUAAAAAUAGUUUUAUUUUCACAAAAAAAACAUUUAAACACUUUUAAAUUAUGCAGCUUACAAAUCAAUGUCAAAAGAAUGUAAUUGACUAAAGUACAAAUCAGGAAUGAGGUACUUGCAUAUGUGUCUUCUAAGUUCUUUCAUGAUGCUUUGGUCUUCUAACGGGACAUAUUGUCGAUUUCUUUGCCUUAAAUUAAAGAGACGCAAUGAGUAACUUCAUUUUCUAAGACCAAUGUGAAAAAUGACUGUUAUAUACAGUGGAUCAGAAAUAUCAGUAACAAACAAAAAAAUUGCAAAUGUUUUGUACAAUCGAUUCUACAAUGUAAUUGCUCGAAUUUGAAAAAUUGGUUCAAUGUAUCUAUUUGAUUACUUUCGAACCAACGAGAAUCGAAUAGUUCUAGUAGUGCCAACUAUAUUCUUAUGAACUUUCGAAUAAACGAGGAACUACGUAACUCGAAAGUAAAAUUCAAAACAAGGCAAAAUCGAAAGUAAUCACUCUACAUCAAAAGUUUUUGCGAGUGAAGUUUUUUUUGUCGAAGUGUAAGUAAAAUUUUGAAAAUGAGUUCCUCCCUAAUUACACAGGAAAUUCGUGAUUUUUGCCAAAAAUAUUUCAAAAUUCACCAUCAGCGGGCACAUGACUCUUUCGAUUGAAGUCAAAAAGGAUUGCCCGUCAUGGUUUUUAUACCUAGUGGAGCAUUUGUGACUGGCAGUGGAAAUAGUGAAAAGUAAAACCUUUCAAGGUAGUCAUGCGUUCUUAUCUUAUCAAUUCCUAUUUCAGCCAUAACCCUAUGUAUUUGGUGCAAGAAAAUGUAAUUGUUGUCACUAUGAACUAUCGCCUUGGGCUACUGGGAUUUCUUUCGCUUCCCGAAGGGAACAUACCUGGCAAUGCAGGUCUUAAGGACCAAAUUUAUGAAUUUACAUUAACCAUACUUACGACAUGUGUAUAAUGUUCGAUCUUAGAUCUUGUGCUGGAAUGGGUACAAGAAAAUAUUUCCCAAUUUGGUGGAGAUCCCAACAAUGUAACAUUAUUUGGCCUUAGUAUCCAUCUGCAUGUCUUAUCGGAAAGAUCUAGAAAAUUAUUUCACAAAGCGAUCAUGCAAAGUGGUUUUAAAAAUAUGUCAUUGUUAAUUAAAAACAGAGCUAGUUUCAAAACAAUGGAAUUCGCUAAAACACUUGGUUCCAGUUCCAAUGAUCCCAGCGAUGUGGUUGAGUUCUUACAGCAAUAUAAAGAUCCAGAGGGAAUCUCAGUACGUUUGCUCGUACCGUUCUUCAUUUACUUGCAAAUUGAACCAAAUUCCAAUGGUGUACAUUUUUGUAAUAAUUAUUCUUGUCCAAACAUUUGAUGGUUUUUUUUUAAACUGUCAAACAACUCGAUACUCGUUCGAAAGUACACAUUUUUUUGAAAACAAGUUAGUAUUUAUAACUGGCAUCCGAUUCUACUUUCAUACGUAGUACAAUUUAAAAGCAGAAUCGGAAAUGAGUUUCGAAUAGAAUCAAAAGUAGAAUCGAGUUACAUAGUAGGGCCCCUGAUUUGAAAAUCGAGUGAAAUUGUUUUCAAGGUGCUAUUUCAUAACUGCGAAUACUUUUCCAAAUCACUUCAAGUGAAAUUUAAGCAGCUGACAUAAACCACAUCAGUCAACAAAUUAAUCAGUUCAUUGAUUUUAAUAAAAUAAACAUAAAAUAUUCGUGGUUCUUAUUUGCAUUGUGUCGAUGCCCAUAGCAGCUAGCUGUAGAUUUGCGGUUCUGUGCGUUAAUCAGUUUCCGAUAAUAUCGUUUUGAAUGCAUUGUUCGUUCCCUCAACUAUAAAUUCAGUUCUUGGUCGAAUGCAAAUCACUUGAAAAUCGCAAAUAUCGAAAUGUAAAACAUCGAAAUUCACUUCGUUUUGAGUUGGAAACAAAUUAAAUAAAUUUCAGAACUCUAAUGUAUUUUUUUGAACCAAUUUCAAUUCAAGUUAAAGUAAAAUGUAGAACCUAGCUGUAUUCUAUAUCGUCGUCAUUCUAUUAAAAAUCCCUUGGUCCAUUUUUAGUGUUUUGAGAUAUUUGCAUUAAAAGUUUGAAAUCAACAUGCAAAUUAAUAGAUUUUGGGAGUUUUAAUUCCUUAUAACUUAAAAAUGGUGCAUCGAUAAGCUUCGGGAGUUUUGAAAAAAUAUAAAUUUUGUCAUUUCCAUGAACUUAGUGUAUUUAUUUCAUUUUUGCGGGAAAUGGUCUUACGGAGUUUUCAUAGAACGACGACGAUAUUAAUGGCAUAGUUUGUACUUCAUUUUUUUUUUUUAUUUUAAAGUUUUUAAAGUAGUUUAAAAUUAGGGAUUUUAAUAUGGCCCACCCUGUACAAGAUAUGUCAUUUCCAGUUUCUUUGGAUAAUUGGAGUACAUCUUCAGAGCCAAUUUUUCAGCGCCGAUUAAGUCUAAACUCGUCUGGGAUUUCGAUUGUAAACUGUUUAAAAAAAGUGUCCUUAAAACUACGAUUAUCAUGUUUUUAAAAGUUCUUAAGGAAACAAAUUAUGUCUCAAGCUUAUUGCUUAAGCAGAAACGCUGCUCCUUAUGAUGAUAAAAAUUAAUAUAAGUAUAGACAGAAGCGCUGUUGCUUAUUUGCAUUAUGUAUACCUUCCUUCAAGUGUCCUUUUUUUUAUCACGUAUUCUUGUUUUAUUUAACAGAAAAUCAAAAAUAGAUUUUGCCUCCUUUUAUUAACUGGGCCUUGGUGUUAUAAGGUUUUAGUACGAGUAUUUUACGAUUCCUGAAAAAUAUAUAUAUUACAUAUUUUUUUUAGACUUAAGUUGCAUUUUUGUUUUUUAGUUAAAAACAAAGUAAACAUAGACUAAUAGAGGUUAAGCAAAUCGACGAUAGCAAUAAUAAUAAUUAUUUAUAUUUGAUUGUAAAUUAAAUGAAAAAAAAAUUAAAUUUAGUGUUAACAACAAUUUAUUAUUUAUGUAUUCUUUUUGAUUGAAGUUUUUUUACCCAGGUAUACAAAAGAAAAACAUUUAAAAACAAAAAUAAAUCUUUUAGCAUUAAACUUAGCUGUGAUUAAAUAAUGAAAAAUAUCAAAAAAUAAAUUCACCUAGAAUUAAAAUAGUCGCUAUAAUUAUUCAAAUUGUAUUUACAAUUUCAAUUGCAUUUCUUUUUAUUUUUGUGUUUUGCAUUUUCAACUAAAAUAAAAAUAGUAGAAUUUGUGUUAUACAACUACAUACAUAUUUUGCAUAAUUAUUCACAUUAUAUUUUAUUUGUAGAUUUAUAUUCGAACGUUUUAAUUUUAUUAAUUUUGUUUAAAAAUUUUGUACCUAUUAACAUUUUGAUUUUGAUUUUUCAAUUUUCGAUUUUCUAUUUUAGACGUACACAAACAAAAUAUUCCAAUUUUAUUAUAUAUCAAUUUUAAAAUAGAUUUAAAAAUAUACCGAUAUAAAAACAUAUUUCGUGUUCUUUUUUUUUCUUUUCUUUAAGUAUAUGUUUUUUUAUUAUUUGGGGAUAGUUGUUAAAAAAAUGUCAUUAAAUGGUUUGAAAAAUGAGUAAAGUAGAUUUGACAUCCCGAUUCUUUUACAAAAGGUAAGAGAAUGUAAAAAUGAUUUAUCACUGGGACAAAGAAACUUACAAGAAUGUCUCCUAUAAUUGAAGUUGAAAAAUAAUAUUUUCAAUGUUAAGGGUUGUCCGCUGCUCUCAAAUUUUAUACAUUUUUAAUUUUGUUGGUUGGGAUAAGUUUUCAUUACUUACUUACUUUACUUUAGGUGGCGCUACAGUCCUGUGUGUACCAGGGCCUCACCCAACAAACUUCUCCAUCUAGCUCGGUCUUUAGCUAGACUUUCCACUUGUGCGUGCCACCUGAUUCGCGGUUUUCCUCAACUGCGCUGUCCUGUGGCUGUGGAAUCGAAGUCUUUUCGGGCACGUACACGUACAGCUCGUCGUUCCAUCUUCUCCUGCACUCACCUUCGAUGCAUACGGGACAGUAGUAGCAAGGUGCUUUCAUCCGCUUUUGUAGUAGUCCAUGCUUCUGCACCGUAUAGCAGGACGAGGAUGAUGAGGAGCUUAUAUAGCGACACUUUGGUUCUUCGAGAGAGGACUUUGCCACUCAAUUGCUUUCUUAGCCUAAAGAAACAGCGGUUAGCAAGAGGAAUUCUUGGGUUGAUCUCAGCGCGUCUUGAUUCCUAUGUUCAUAGCGGAGCCUAGGUAGACAAAGUCCUUGACUACCUCAAAGUUACGUCUGUCGAUGGUGACGUUUUGACCGAGACGCCGGUGUUUAGGUCCUUUCUUGACGACAGCAUGUACUUUAUUUUGCCCUUAUUAACCGUUAAACCCAUUUUUGCCGCCUCUAUCAGCAUAUGCUAGUAAUUGGACAGACUUUUGAAAGAUAGUGCCUCUAGUG